AUAACUAUAAUGUUAUAGCAUUUAGUAGUGAUAACUAUAAUGAUUUAAACAAUAAUAACAACAACAACACUACAAAUAUACAAUCGGAUCUAUAUCUAUGCGGAGGCAUUGAUAGCGACACGUAUUUUUCAAAAUGCAUAAAAUAUAAUCUGGAAACACGUGUUUGGCGAUCAAUUCAGCCGAUGACCAGUAGUCGCGUGUGGUUUCAAUUGGUUGCUUACAAAUCUCAAUUGUAUGCCAUCGGCGGGUUUGAUGGCAGUGAUGAUACAAAUAGUGUUGAAAAUUAUGUUAGCGAUACAAAUACAUGGUAUCCAUCGUUGAAAUCGUUGAACAAAAUACGAGAAGCAAUGGGUGCAGCAGUUAUUGAUAACAGUAUCUAUGUUUGCGGCGGUUUUGAUACUAAACCUGGAGAAUUUCAAGGUCAAUACUUGAAUGAUUGUGAAUAUUAUACAACAAAUACAAAACAAUGGUAUCUGAGUAUACCUAUGCUAUCUAGACGGGCACAUUUGGCACUGGUAGCUCAGGGACAACUGUUGUAUGCAUUGGGUGGCCGGGAUAAUGGCAGUGAAUUGGCUACUGGGGAACGGUAUGAUACGGGUAGUCAACAAUGGCAGCCAAUAGCUAGUAUGCUAACCAAAAGAGCUGAAUUUGGUGCCGUAUCCUAUAAGGACAAGCUAUAUGUGUGCGGAGGAUCGGUAGCUUUUGGCUCAUAUACUAACCAAUGCGAGGCAUAUGAUCCAGUGGCCGAUAAGUGGACAAAAAUUGGAUCAUUGAGUGAAAAACGUAAAAGUUUACAAUUGAUAGUCUAUAAUGAAAGGUUGUAUGCAUUGGGUGGCUAUCCAUUGACAAAUACUGUAGAAAUUUACGAUUUAGAGGCCAAUGAAUGGCAAUUUAGUCAACCGUUUCCCUAUAAAGUACAAGCAUUUGGGGUAUAA
Oppia nitens is the source of this 935-nucleotide messenger RNA. Its product is annotated as kelch-like protein 18. The transcript is spliced from 8 exons. Gene Ontology annotation, molecular function: protein binding. The record is from RefSeq and is a predicted model, not a curated record. The coding region runs from base 183 to 935 and encodes 250 amino acids. NCBI's taxonomy places the organism in Eukaryota, Metazoa, Arthropoda, Arachnida, Sarcoptiformes, Oppiidae.